Saprolegnia diclina VS20 is the source of this 1297-nucleotide messenger RNA. RefSeq lists its product as hypothetical. The record is from RefSeq and is a predicted model, not a curated record. The coding region runs from base 35 to 1213 and encodes 392 amino acids. Gene Ontology annotation, molecular function: metal ion binding. NCBI's taxonomy places the organism in Eukaryota, Oomycota, Saprolegniomycetes, Saprolegniales, Saprolegniaceae. The transcript is spliced from 3 exons.
GCCGAAUUCCGUAGCCACAAACGCGCAGGCGAGCAUGUACCGCGGCAGCAGCAACAACAGCAACGCGAAGAUUCCGUGCCGCUUCUACAAGCAGGGCACGUGCCGCAACGGCAACAACUGCCGCUUCGCCCACGACAACGGCGGCGGCGGCGGCUCGAACGCGUACAACCACCGGUCCAACCCGAGCGCCAGCCCGUUUGGCCACUCCAACAACAACAACCGAAGCAGCAGUAGCCCGUUUGGCCAGUCGAACAGCAACAACAGCAGCAGUAGCAGUACCAGCCCGUUUGCCAAGCCCUCGACGAGUCCCUUUGGCGGCGGCGGCGGUAGCACCAACCCGUUUGGUGGUGGCGCACCGGCCAACAAUCCGUUCGGCGGCGGUGCAUCCUCGUCUCCAUUCGGUGCGACGACGUCGACCUUUGGCACCACGUCGACCUUUGGCGCGACGUCGAUGGUUGGCGGUGCGGCGGCGGCGGGCACUGGCUUUGGGCAGUCGCCUUUUGGCGGCGGCGCUCCUGCCGCUCCGUCGACAUCGCCCUUUAACGGUCUGGGUGCGACGUUUGGUGCGCCUUCGACCAUGGGCGCGUCGGCCUCCCCGUUCAGCUCCAACGCCAGCGCCUUUGGCCAGACAAGCGCCUUUGGUCAGACGACCGCUUUUGGGUCGACGGCGCCGGCGUCCAGUCCGUUCGGCGCGCCCCCUGCUACCUCGUCGGCAUCUCCGUUUGGUCAAGGUAGUGCGGCGUCCUCGAGCCCUUUUAGCCAGCCGUCGACGCCAGCGAGUCCAUUUGGCCAGCCACCGCCGACCUCGGCAAGCCCGUUCGGAGCUGCGCCGGCCGCGUCGCCCUUUGGCCAAGCGCCCGGUGGUACUCCCAGCAGUCCGUUCGGCCAGCCCAAUGCGUUCAAUCAAACUACGACUAGCAGCCCGUUCGGGAGCACGACGUUUGGUCAAGCCACCAAGAGCCCGUUCGGGCAACCGCCGAGCAGCUCUCCGUUCGGGCAGUCGUCAAGCAGCUCUCCGUUUGGCGCCAAAGACUCAAGCGCCGGGAAGCCCGCCAACACGAUCCCCGACUUGCCCGACGCCGCUGCGAAGAAAGCCACGCGGGUUAAAGCCCUCGACACGUCGGACGUUGCGUGGGCCAAGACGCAGUUUGAGGCGCCGGCGUUCGUGUACGGCAGCGUCCCCGUCGUCGCGCCGCCCCGUGAGCUCUGUUAGAUCGUAACCAACAAACGACGCGGUACAUAAUUAUUAACUACUAUGGGCUAGCUCUCGUCGAGAAUGUCCUUCAUAAUGUCCUCG